Molecule: messenger RNA, 478 nt
Organism: Annulohypoxylon maeteangense
Lineage: Eukaryota; Fungi; Ascomycota; Sordariomycetes; Xylariales; Hypoxylaceae
Exons: 2
Coding region: 44-421 (125 amino acids)
Source: RefSeq, a predicted model, not a curated record
UUACAUUCAUUCAUUAACGACACGGGCAUAGCAUAAAGUCAUCAUGAUUGCAACAACGGCCAUCCUCCAAGCUAUGCUGAUAUCAGCUUCCUUAAUUUCUACCGGCAGAUGCGAAGCUGGAAAGAACCAAGUUGCAUGGCUUCAGAACCCGCAGAACAACGAUUCCAUGCAUGUUUCAGGACACAAGGAAAUGAAUGACACCCGCUAUGGGAUUCCUAGCAUCAUCUCUAUCAACCAAAGUUCUGUUGGUACAAAGAAACGAGAUCCGAAGAAACACAAGCCUGAUUCCUGGUCUUACGGUUACGGUUAUGGGAAUAAGACACAUGAUGAUGAUGAGUCGGGAGUUGGAAAGGCUGAUAUAUCUAUGCCCUUGUCUAUCGGCGCUGGUAUAGUUAUCGUGGCGAUGACUUUUCGGUAUUAAUGGCUCCAAGGUUGGGUUGCGGGGCUCUGGUAACCGUGGGCAUUGACGAUAACCGAC